Seminavis robusta is the source of this 1437-nucleotide messenger RNA. The record is from the annotation of a GenBank genome assembly. Lineage: Eukaryota; Bacillariophyta; Bacillariophyceae; Naviculales; Naviculaceae.
AUGUUGAUCCAACGAGCAAAAUUUGUCGCCGCCGCCGUGACCUCGGUUCUUCUGCUAGUACCCAGCCAUGGGUUUUCGCUGUCUACUCGAUCGGUGGUGCCACACCCGAAACUCGCAGCCAGAACAUUCUCGUCAUUGGCACUGAGAGCUACCAUUGUGGAAGAAGAAGAAAAGGUUGAAACUCAAGUGGAACUCUUGCCACCACCACCACAGCAAGAUGACAACAACAGUAUGGAACUGGAAGGCGUGGUGUGUGCCCGAGGAGUUUGUGUUGUGGCGGAUGACAUGAUGGCCCCGGAAAUUUGUACCCUCGAUGAAGAAUCGCAACAAAUUGUGUGUCAAGUCAAUGACGAUGCCACCAUUCGUCCGUCGUUGACGUGGACGUAUUUGUGGCCCCGGGCAUUGCUCUUGGUUUGUUCCGUCUUGUAUGGAACCAAUUUUCCAUUAGGACGACUCAUGAAUGAAAGUCUUCCCGCCAGUGCCGCCACCAGUUCGCGCAUGGUCUUGGCCGCCGUGGCAUUGAGUCCUUUUUUGUUCCAACUCAAACCGUCGUUGCGAUCCACGGCGGCACUCUGUGGGACAUUUACCGCACUCGGCUAUAUUUCCCAAUCGAUUGCCCUCGUCGAUACGUCGGCUGCGACAGUUAGUUUUCUCGGGGCACUCGUUGUCAUUGUCUGUCCCGCCUUGGCGGUCUUGGUCGAUAAACGACCCAUGGGAUUUGCCGAUGCCCCACAAACGUGGAUUGCCGCCAUUUUGUGUUUGUUUGGUGUCGGCGUCUUGGAACUCGGUGGUGGUGGUGGUGACGGUAUGGAUGCCAUGGGAUGGGGCGAUGUGUGGUCUAUUUUGCAGGCCGUCGGUUUUGGAACGUCCUUUUACAUUACCGAACGCAUGAUGGCCAAGGAACCCAGUCAGGCAUUGCCCAUUACCGCCAUGCAAUGUGCCAUGGCGGCGGCUUUUUCAGGACUCUGGGCUGUCGCGGAUGGAUCGGGAUUUUGUGGUCCCGACGGACCACUCGCGUUGUUUGGAAGUCCCUAUGGAUCGUGGCUGACAGAAUCCGAUCAACCAUUUACGCUACCCGCUCUGUUCCUCAAUGUCGACUUUCGAAUGGUCGCAUUGGCGGCGGCAUUCACCGGAUUCAUUACCACCGCCGGAAACCGUGUGGGAGAAACCUUGGCAUUGGGCAAAUUGUCCUCCAGCGAAGCAUCCGUCUUGUUGGCCACCGAGCCACUGUGGGCCGCUCUGUUUGCCAAUUUCCUGAUUGGAGAAAAGCUCAGUCUAUGGGACGGGGUUGGUGGGGCCAUUAUCGUGGCAUCGUGUGUCGCCACGGCCCUGGAUCCAACAUGGUUGAGAGAACUUCUCAACAUUGACUACGACAACAACAAUGACAAUGACAAUAAGCAGGAGGCUGUCGAUACCGAGGCAUCCAUGGCACCGUGA